CCAGUGUCAAUAUUUAAAAUUCUGUCGAAGGUCAACUAGGGAACACAGACAAAUCCUCCAUUUCAGAAACCAGCACGAAGUGCUCUACAGCUCAGAGUGCAGGAUGUCUCUCACUGGAUGUGGGACCCUCGUAGCUAUUUUCCUGGUCUCUGUCUCAGCACCGGUGACUACAGUAUUUUUGGAGCCAAGAGAGGCAACUCAGAUCCUGAGGGCUCGAAAGCCGAGAGCCAACUCCUUCUUGGAGGAGAUGUUGCCCGGGAACCUGGAGCGUGAGUGUUACGAGGAGGUCUGCUCCCAGGAGGAGGCUGCCGAGAUAUUCCAGACCAAGGAGAAGACGAUGGAAUUUUGGUAUAGAUACAAAAAUCUAAACCCUUGUAGGUACAACCCCUGUGUGAAUGGAGGACUCUGUUCCAUAGACCGGGGUGAUUUCGUGUGCCUCUGCCCUCCCCGCUAUGAUGGAAAACUCUGCGAGAUAGAGGUGUUUGAGUGUGAGUACAAGAAUGGCGGCUGCCUGCAGUACUGCACCAGCAGGGGGCACACCAAUGGAGUGCAGUGCAGCUGCGCAGAGGGGUACCGGUUGCAGCAGGAUGGCAGGACGUGUGAGGAAGCAGUGCCAUUCCCCUGUGGGAAGACGUACCAGCAGACUGGAUUCCGCUCCCUUCUGGAUGAGCUCCUCAGUAAUGAAACCUUGGAUUUUACCCCAAGUCCCCACAACUUCUCCCACCUGGGGGGAAACUCCACCCUCAAGGAGGGAAACUCCACCUUCAAGGGAGGCAACUCAACUUACAAAGGAGACAAUUCUACCCACCAUGGGGGUAACCAUACAGAUGACCUAUUAGACGAGUUCCAGGAGGGGGCUGAUAGUGAUACACGCAUCGUUGGAGGUUUUCUGGAGAGACAGGGUGGCAGUCCAUGGCAGGUCCUGAUUCGCAGGAAGAAUGGUUACGGGUUCUGUGGGGGCACGCUGAUCGCCCCACGCUGGGUUAUUAGUGCAGCUCACUGUUUUGGGGAGACCCCUGACCACGUGACCAUUGGGGACUAUGACAAGAUGCGGCGAGAUCAGGAUGAGCAGCAGAUCCAGGUGAAAGCUGUGAUACUGCACCCUCACUUCCACGCCUUCACCUUCGACAGCGACAUUGCACUCAUCCACCUGGCUGAGGAGGUGCAGCUGGGGCCCUACGCUACGCCUGCGUGCCUGCCCAACCCCCACCUGGCACAGCUACUCUACAGAGACGGCACUUUAGGCAUGGUGACUGGCUGGGGUGCCAUGAAGUACCUGGGCAGGUCCUCCCGUUUCUUGCGCAAGGUAGCACUCCCAAUGGUGGAUCAUCAGAAUUGCAUCCGGUCCACUGAGCAGGUUGUCACAGACAACAUGUUCUGCGCUGGCUACCAGGAGAAAGACCGAGACGCCUGCAGCGGCGACAGUGGCGGCCCCUACGUGGCUAACUACCGUGGGAUCUGGUACCUCACCGGGGUGGUCAGUUGGGGUGAAGAGUGCGCUGCCCAUGGCAAAUACGGCUUCUACACCCGGGUGAGCAACUACCUGCAUUGGAUACAAGAUACAAUACUGAAGGAGAGCCAGAACAUCCAGACCUGAGCACCAGGGGCCACUGUGGAAACACCAGUCUCCACAAUCUUAUCUCUCUCUUAAUACUGCAGUCUCUAUACUGACCUUCAGAAUCAAAAUGCAAAAGUGGUGCUGCAGGGAUUUUGUCAGAGGGACUGCCCAUUUGGGGAUGAAGCAGAAAUAUUAAAUGUAAUUUUGUAGUGUAUGCUGUAUUUUCUCAAGAAAUUUAGCAGUUUGGAAAGAAAACAACUAUAAAUACUAAAGGCAUUGAAAACAUUUUUACAAAUAUGACAUACACAUAACACAUAAUACUA
This is a messenger RNA of Megalops cyprinoides (Indo-Pacific tarpon), 1881 nucleotides long. RefSeq names its product coagulation factor VII. Gene Ontology annotation, biological process: proteolysis; blood coagulation. Gene Ontology annotation, cellular component: extracellular region. The transcript has 9 exons. Bases 104 to 1597 code for a protein of 497 amino acids. NCBI's taxonomy places the organism in Eukaryota, Metazoa, Chordata, Actinopteri, Elopiformes, Megalopidae. The record is from RefSeq and is a predicted model, not a curated record. Gene Ontology annotation, molecular function: serine-type endopeptidase activity; calcium ion binding.